GCUGCACCACCGCCAGUCCUCAAUAAUCUCACCCUCGCAUUGGAGGUUUUCAUGUCACACUAGUUUCUCUGGCGGUGGUUCAGCGGUAACCAUUGAGGUACGAGAUAAGGUAAGGCACUCUUUUUUUAUGUAUGUGUGUGUGGCAUCGUGCAUACAGUCUCUCCGCCACGGCCUGCGCGGGGAGGUUCUGUGCAUGACACGUGUGGUGGAGUGAGGAGCCGGAGCGCCGCGGUUGGCCAGGCCGGAGCAACGCCAAGCCCGACAGGACAGCGGAAGGGAAGAAACCGUGAAAAGAAGUGACUUAUAGAAGGAGUUAAUGUGAUCUAAACACAAGAAUUAAAGUGGAUAUCUCUGAAACGAGUCUGUAGAAGUUAUUCACAUAAUUUAAAUGGAUAAACUACAGCUAAACUUUUGGAAACGCUUUUAUAUAAACAGUUAAUUUAAUAUUAACAAUCGCUGGUGAAAAUAUUGAUAUAAACAAUUCAUACUGCCUCAACAAACUACAUGAACAAAUUCUGAGACAAAAAAUGUAAUCUAACUAAUGAGCAGAUACACCAAAUAAUUUAAAUGAUCAAUACGGAAGUAAUAGAACGAUCUGUCUCGCUACAAGUAACAUCUCCAUCACGCCCGCUAACUGAGCAGCCCGCCCUCCCUCCCCACGCCCCGAGAGAUGAAGAAAACACAGCAAUACCACUACAUUUAUUCGUAAACAAACAACAGACAUUAGAAUCAUUAAAAUCCUGUAUCACCAACGCAUUUUUUUUAAACGUUCACUGCGCUGACAGUUUUCACGAGCAGAUUAAGGAGGCACUCACUCAUUAGAUAAAGUUCACAGCCUACUGAAAUAACCAAGAGAACACCUGUAUUUCUCCCAUCACCAAGCGAUCUCAGAAUACGACCACUCACAAUAUCACUUGGUUGUAUCUUAUAAUAUCGUGAACGUUCCUUGGUAUUUUGAUAUCUUGUCUACUCAAUCCCAAGUAGUGCCGCGCCCCCACCACCUCCUUGCCACUGGCCUCCUCCACUGGCCAAAAUGGAGAUUGUGCCGCGACUGGUUCUCUUAAGCAAGUGGGAUUUGGGAAACUGCCACCUCGCCUCUUAUCCACAUCUCAAUUCUAAUGAUCUGAAGGCGACGCGAUAAUGAAUGCAGUUCUUGAAUGGGUUUUCUGAACAGCCUUGACUCACGACCUUCCUGGCAGGAGUUACGAAGUUGCAAUGAAGAGGCAUGUCGUAUCUUUCUUCUGCCAGGUGGUGUCACGCCCCCACAGUCUGGCAAUGAGCGCCAUCAAAACCCUCCCAUCUCAAGACCUGACUCGAAAAUUGGAAUUAGUUAUUCCUGUGGGUAUUUGCCCACUCAGAGGACAGCGAGGGGUCCUUCACACUGUCCCUGUUGCCUUCAGAGGACGAAAAAUAACAUUCUUCCUGCAAUAUGGUACCAGCAAGACGCCCCGUGAUUGGCUGGCCUCUGGCGCCGCCUCCUCCUCUCGGGCGCUGAGUCACGGCCGCCCGCGGGUGUUUGACCAACGGUGCUUAAGACAGCCGAGGGAAACUCCCGAGUCGGAGCGCCCUUACCGCCCCUGAGGAGAAGAGCGACUGGACCUGAGGGAGAGAAGCCUUUCUACCCUGCAAAGCCAACACUGCUCCGUGCUCGUGUUUGACCAGCAGGGAGGGAGAAGGGCGAGGGGAGGAGGGCGAGGAGUCAGGCGUAUUUCUCUCUCCUCCCCUUCCUCCCUGACCACACCUCAAUGUUGACCAAGCGAAGUUGAUUUUUUUUUUUUUUUCAACUCAGCGAUUUCUUCCAAUGUAGCGCAGUAGGUCUUCCCUCUCGACGCCCCCUCGCGCCGACGACGUCACGACCUCUCCUUCGUAUAUAAAGGAGACUUCGCUCAUUGAAGGCACAGCAUCGCCCCUCCAGACACUCAGCAGGCCACGCGGCACCCAGUGAUUGAAUCAGUGCACGCGGAGCUUACCACACACUCGCUAAUCUCAUUACCACUUUGAUCUCACCGACCAUGAGCCGAUUAGCCCUGGGAUGCCUGCUGGUGGCGUGCCUCGCUGUGGCCGCGGCGGAGCAAGAACAUAACUCGAUCCAGAAUAUUGAGGAAGAGGACGGCGCCCUUUACGACGACGAGGGGCGCCUCCUGGUCGUCACAUUUGACUCGGGCACCUCCCCCACCAGCCUCAACUUUACCAACCUCCUGCCUCAGCUUUUCUCGAGCAUCGGUCCCUUCCUGGCGGGCGCGGGCCUGACGGCUCUCGGGUUCGGUAUCCCGUCCGCUAUCCUGUGGGGCAAAGGCUGCUACGGGUAUGGCUAUGGCUCUGGCUCCGGCAGCGGCUACGGCUCAGGCUCAGGCUACGGCAAUAGUGGCGGCUACUCGUCCUACUCUUCGUACAGGCGGUCCUUCGAUCCCUACGCCAUCGACUGGGAAAAGUUCUCCAUCAUCGACUGGAUCGCCAUCGGGGAGGAGGCCUGGAGGAAGUUUGACCCCGCUGACCUCGAGUGCCAGAAGCGCCUCAUCUGCGAGAUCCACCAGAACACCUCCCGCUUCGGAGCUCCCGCCGCCAGACUCGUCGACGUGUUCAGCUACCUGCAAUACGCCGAGGUUCUGUCCCUUCCUGACGAGAUAAAGGCGCUGGUGGAGGAGUAUAACGACGCGGCAGAUCGGGGUCGUAACUUACAGAAAGACUGCGGGGACGUCUAUACAACUUGCGACUUCUCGGUGAAGAAAAUAAUGGAGAAAUACUCACAUAAUGAAAUCUAGGACUACUAGCGAGGGUCCGGCGCCUAAGGACUCACCGAGGACGCCUUAUAUAUACACGAGGGCGCGAUUUGACCCUCUCAGUAUCGAUCAGACCUUGGUAGGGGUAGGAUGCUGCUCUGCUUCCUUCCUCCCCUUGACCUACAGCUCGUCAUGAUUCCGUUUAGUACUUUUUUCUCUUGUUAAUUGUUGAUUCAUUUGUAUUUAAAAAAAAGAAGUUUGUUGUUAAUUUGUAUUUAAGGUAAUUUAUUGACUGUGAUUACGUCUGAGACUGCCAGACUGCACCACCGCCAUAGACGCAAGACCAGCUACUCAACUCCUGACGCAGAGACCAGUUCCUCCUCCUCCUCUUCCUCCUCCUCUUCCUGCUCCUCCUCCCGCAGAGCCAUGGACGCAGCGAUGCCCAGACGCUCCUGUUUGUAAAUAUGACGUGAACCUCUUUACAUAAACGUGCUCAUUUGACUCAUUGACUUUAACUGACAUGCUGACGACCUCAAUGUGUUUUCUGACUAACUGACUGACUAAUUACUGACUGCUCUGAUUGACUGAUUGACUGGUUAACUGACUGACCGACGAUUUUUAUGACUGGUGACGUUGUGAAUGACUUACUGCUUCACUCAUAACUCACUGCAUCAUUUCUAGACAUUCUCUCCUCACUGACAAUGAAGGAAUAGAGAAACGCUUAAAAAGACAAACUAACACCGACUUUACUGAAUGACAACUUGACUUACACUGACCUAAACUGACUAAACCAAAGGACUUAAUACACCAAGACUCCACGACUUCAUUAACGACAUUACCUGGACGCACCUGAGAGACAGAGAGAGAGAGAGAGAGACAGAAAUAAUGGUGUGGCAGGUAAACAUGACAAAAUGGUAACUUUAAACGUGACUGUAAGAUAAUGAAGUGAGAAUGCAAUAUUGUACAGACUGUGAAUAAUGUACAGACGUUUGUUAUUUAUUCAUCUUUUUUGUUUAGACAGAAAUACUUCCUUUUAAGGGGAAAAUUUUCAGGGAACAGACAAGACAUUCGACCGAAGGACAUCUGUUGUUACGUAGUUAUUUAUAAAUAUAUAUAGGACUCAUUUAGGACUCCAUCCCUCCCAUCCUACACUCCUCCAUCCUACCUCAGUCUUCAUCCUUCAUCCAUUCAUUGUUGCAAAUUAUUUAUUUCACGUACUUGACUGUGUUUCGUUUGCUUCAUUGAUAUCUGCAAAUUCCCACGUUGUUGUUGUUGUUGUUGUUGUUGUUGUUCCUUUGGCUUUUUUUGUUUUGUUGAGUAAAUGUUGUUCUUGUUUACUAUGAUACUGCAUUUGUGUAUUAUGGUUCCUGUACAUAUUUCAGGCUUUUUUUUUCGAUUAGUUAACGAUGAUUAUUUUAUCUCUCAGUUUGUUGUGGGCUCUGGAGUUUAAAUUAUGUAAUAAAUUAUUUACAGUU
Messenger RNA from Scylla paramamosain (green mud crab), 4195 nucleotides. RefSeq lists its product as uncharacterized. The record is from RefSeq and is a predicted model, not a curated record. Lineage: Eukaryota; Metazoa; Arthropoda; Malacostraca; Decapoda; Portunidae. The transcript is spliced from 3 exons. Bases 2013 to 2762 code for a protein of 249 amino acids.